GUCCAUAGUUACCAUAGCAACACACAACACGUUGUCAAGCACUCGAAUGGACUACAGAUUCCCCGAUACGCUUUUUAACGAACACAAAUGGAAUAAAUUCUUGUUGUCGGAAAAUGGUCAAAAUUUAAGCAGCCAUGUUAGCUGAGUCUGAGGGUUCAAAGCCAUUUGGAUCAGAAGCACUCUGGAAGUCUUCUCUCAUUGAAAAUCAUGUUAAACAGCGUGCAGUAACCCACCUAAAGCACCAGCGGAGUGCACCCGGUCCAAAAAUCUGCUUCCUGGGAUUGGAAACGAAGCCUGAGCUGCUUUGGGAGGAUUGGGAUGAAGACAGGGAAUUCACCAAGUCUCUAACAUUAAAGAAUGUAGGCCUCAAGCUCCAGAAACUUCAUAUAAGACCUCCACUGACCAAAUUCUUCAGCGUCUCCACUUACCGCAACGUCGCUGUGAGCCCAGGGACGACCUUGUCCAUCCCAGUCACCUUUCGACCUGUAGGGAAGUGCAACUACGAGGACAGCAUUGAGUUGCAGGGUAAAGACAGCAGCUUUCAAGUAUUCCUUAGGGCUGUCGUUCCCUCUCCGGCUCUAGAAGUGCCAGAAACUGUGCUCCUUCCAAUCUGUGCGGUAGAUCAGUCUACUUCUGCGAUUUUUCAACUGAAGAAUCUCAGCAAACUCCACACUUACUUUGAAUGGGAGUGUCCUGAACCUUUUCAAGUGAGUCCAGAGGAAGGUGUGCUAAAGCCCAGCCAGGAGAUUCAGCUCAUGUUCCUGUUCCAUCCUAAGCAUGCGCUGUGGUACAACAAACACGCCUUUUGUCAUUUUGGAGAGGAAGGAGAGAAAAUUGACUGUUGCGCUACAGUGCUUCUUCAGGGAGUGGCCAAGUACCCUUGUCUUCAAUUGAGAAACCCAUAUUCUAAAGCCGAGUUACAAGACGACGGUCCUGUGCUGAACUUUGGUUCUGUCGCAGUUGGACAAAGUUUAGAAAAAUGUUUUGAGAUCUAUAAUCCCUCUCAUGUCGCUGCGUCUUUCUCCCUUGCCCGACUCCCUGGAGGUGUGCCCUUGUUGGGGUCUGACUUUGUCUGUGAUGUCAGCAGCGGUAAAGUCGCCUCAGGCACUAGCAUUUCAGCGAAAGUCAGCUUUGCCCCUACUAUUGCUGAUUCCGUCUCUGUUGAGUAUUUGACUUUAGAAUGCAGAGGGGCCCUCAACAAAACAGUGCUUAAGCUCAUUGGAAACUGUGCAGGUCCCAAGCUGUCUUUUUCUUCAUCGGUGGUUGACUUUGGCUGUGUUGAAGUGGGAGCCACAGUGUCGCAGACUAUCUUUAUGGUCAGUUCUUCAUCCAUUCGUGCCACCUAUCAAUGGGACCUUGACUGUGCUGGACACAGUGUGUUCAGCAUCCAACCACAUUGUGGCACUAUACCCCCAAAGGGCUGUGUAACGUUGACAAUCAUCUACCACCCCACUGUACCUAUUGCCCAUUACAGAAGUGUGCCUUGUUUGAUACUGCACGGGGAGCCUUUGUUCCUCAACCUAAUUGGAACCUGUCACUCAGAUCUCCACAAACCAGCUGUACUCAGACCAGAACAUUUGGAGGACGCCGAAGAGGAUCAGUCAGAUAUCUUUAGCGUUCUGCUACCAAACUACAGCACACAAUUAGAUCCACAAGCAUUCUGCGUAUCUGUGAAUGAGAAGGCAAGUAGGCAAGAAAGCUCGAGUUUGCGGUCAAUGACUUCCAGGGAAGACAUUGAACAAACUGUCUCAGCGGAGAUGGAUACACCCAGUUCGUCUACCCCAUGCACACGUGUGUCGGUGACACCAAGUGAGCUGCUGUUUAUUCACAUCAAAUCAUCCUUCUCAUCCUUGUCCACUCCAUGUCCACCAUCCCAGGGUGUGGCCAUCACCAAUCACUCUCCUGUCAAAGUCACCCUGGUGUGGACCAAUUCGUCACACUCUCCAUUUUCCAUCUCUCCUUCAACACGUGACCUGUCACCACUGAAGUCCACCUCAUUCAGAGUGACAUACAAACCAAAGGAACUAAAUACACUGCAUGCAGCUCAGCUUGAGUGCAUGGCUAUUAAAGAACAAAAUGAAUCUUAUGAAGAUGACGAACAGAUAUGUACACCCUGGUGUGUCAUUGUUCGAGUCAUUGGCCACUCUUUUGAGAAUGGCAAAGACCACUUCUACCCGCAUUGCUCUCUUGAGCCAAAUACAGUGGUGUUCGCAGGCCUCAGUGUUCGAUCCUAUCAGACUUUGCUGCUCACCAAUACCGGAACGCAACCCCUCACUUUCUGUCGAAACCUAAAUGACUGCUUGGACCCGGCCUUGGAAGCAUCUGUGUCAUUAGUGCCGAGGUGUGGCUUGGUCCUGCCUGGUAAACAUCAAAUCCUCACUAUCAUAACAACUCCUAAAGAAGACCUUCCGCAAGAGGGAAUUAACCUAUGCCUUCAUCUCAAUUUUGACAAAUACACAAAGGAAAUUACUGUUUUUAGCUUAUUGGAAAAGAGCUGUGUGUCACUCAUGGGCGGCGAUACUUUAUAUUUCCAAGAUACUUCUGUAGGUUCACCCACUCAGCAGACCCACCUCAUCAGGAACGUCUGCCGCAUACCUCUAGGCUUCAAAUGGAACAUUCGUUGGUCAGACCAAGAGAUUAUCUCAGUUGAACCAGAAGAUGGCGAAAUGCAAGCCAAUGAGAGUGCGAAGCAAACAUGGACCUUCAAGCCAAUGGAAGAGAAAACAUACAUACUUGAACCUAUACUCACCUUCUGGCCAAUCCAGGACCGCGAUUGUAAUAAAUCUAUUCUAACUCUAAAAAUAGUGGGGAAAGGCACAAAAGGCUCUAUACAGGCGCUUAAAGACUUCAUAGACAUGGGAGACACCCUGGUUGGACAUUCUCAGUCAGUUGAUGUUCCUCUGGUGAAUAACAGUACAUGUUCCAUCUCCUUCACUGUCUCAGUUGAACAGAUACUACAAUAUGAGCAAUUUCAUCAGGACCUUCAACCUCCAACAGUUGCCCUACAACUUGAUUGCGAGGGCGGAACCGUGGCGGCCCGCUCAACAUUCACGCUCCGAGCUUCAUUCAAACCAGAUCGACAAUCCCAGUACAAGUGGACCAUCAGCUACCAGACAUUGAGUUUUAUUGGCGAACUGUUGUCUCCUCUCCAAUCACUGUGUGAAGUACACGGCAAGGGUGUGUUCCCCACAAUGCAGGUGACCGACGUGAGCAGUGGUGGUGGCGCGGCUUGGCUCAGCAAGACGUAUGUAUGGGAGCUCCUCUCAGUGGACAGCCUCAAUGCACAGCUACUUUCCAUACCUGCCCCUGUGGAGCACACUUACAGAAGCCCAAGUCAGCAUAGUAUGCGCACGUACCCAACAACCUUAAUCAAAGCCAUGCUGGAUUUUAACUUCAGUGCAUCUCCCCUGAAUUCAGAAACUUCUACUUUUACACUAGUGUUUUACAACCCUGGUAGCAUCCCUGUUGAGUGGACAAUCUUGUUUCCAGACGACCAGCAGGUGGACUUCAAGCAAUGGAGCCAGGGUGAAGAGAUAUGUCACAAUGAGCUCGAGCAGAUGCAGGUGGUGGACCUUUUCAGUGUUUCUCCCCUGUCAGGAACUUUGCUUUCUGGCCAGCAGAAGUCAGUACAGAUCAGCUACAGCCAUGUUGUUGCUGGGACACAUAAGUUGCCAAUCAUAUUGAAAAUCUCACAUGGCAGAGAGAUUUUGCUGCACUUCCAUGGGGUGACAGUGGAACCACAGACACCACAUCUGUAUUUUUUAUCCAAGCAUCAUGUUUUCACUCCUAUAAUGAUAGGGGGUUUAACUCCUCCAGUGCAGACGUACGACCUUUACAAUGGCGGUGAUGUUCCUGUCCAUUACGAAGUAGACGCAGAAGUGCUGUCGCAGCUACAAGAGCACAAUUUCAAUCAGCCGCUUUUGUGUUGCCUCAACCCGGUUGGAGUCGUCCUCCCUGGGAUGAUGGCAAAGCUGGAAUUUAUUUUCUCUCCACUGGAGGCCAAAAUGCACUAUAUGGACGUUCCUAUUCACAUCCGACAUGGCGAUACAACAGUGGUGAGGUUUGACGCCUGCGGCUUUGGUACUCAAACGGAUGUGUUCCAAAUCAAUCAUGCCGAACCUCUACCCCGCGUACGGAGGAUACCCCUUCCCCAGCAGUUUGCAUUUCUGUCUGUGGACAGUAUGUCGCUGGGUGAAAUCCCUGUGUGCUCCCAAUCUUCAAGAAUCUUCUUCCUUACUAACAUGUCAGCAAAAGAAAUCUUCUUCAAGUGGUGCUUGACCCAGGUGAUCCGGAUCCAGCCUAAACGAGGCCUUGCCCGUCCUGGAGAAAGCAUCUCUUGUGUGCUGACUUUCACGCCAACUGACUACCCAGCUAUUUAUCAUCUAGACAUCAUUUGUCAGCUGACUCAGCAAGCCGCACUAGUUCAAUAUUCAGACGCUCUGCAGCAGUGGGAGCAGGAGCGAGAGCAGCAGCGGAAUGAAUUCACCAUCACUGAGAGAGACCUUGCUGAAAGCCCAAAAUUUGUGACUGAUAAGAAGCCUAUCAUUCCCCCUCAAACUAAAGGAUCAUCACUAGGCAAAUACAAGACUCUUCCACCUAUUUGUAGCAAGAUCGCACGGGCAGAGCAGAGGGCUCAGAAUGAGGCUGUAAAAUUAGGCAAACGUCCCACACCGCCUCGACCUACGCUGCUACACCUUGAAUUGAAGGCGCGCUCCUAUCGGUCACAAGAAUACCUCCGAUACUUCCCUGACAACUUCAAUAAUCACUAUAGGUGCUUCCAAACCGUCAAGCCUUUGAGACCUAAAAUGUUGUCCGAGACACUUCUUCAAGAGGGCCGACCGUCGCAGACACUCGGCCCUGAGCGAAAGUUCCUUGAGCAUGUUAUCACCUCUCUGCUCAGGAGCGUACUGGAUGAUGAUGCCUUCACUCAAUCUCUGCUUACUAUAGCAUCCAAACCCCUCUUCUACAAGCCUAAAGUCAUCUUCUCGGCUCCGGCACCAGUACCCCAACCUCUAAUUCCAUUGGUGGAGACAAAUCCUGAACUUCACGUUCGCGCUGACAGCGUGGGAAUGGCGGGCAGCUCGAGCAUGAAGCUGAAAAUUCCACCACGGGUUGAACACAUACCGGUGGGCGUCUUCAAUGACAUUUUACUUAACACAAUCCAGAAUUUGAUGGUGGAGGUUGUCAGAGGGGAUUGGGACCUCAUGGAGCAGUUCAGCAUGUCCUCACCAACUAUUUCAUCUAGAUCUAAGAGGCAAUCCGUGGCCAAAGUCAAGAAGGAAGACAAAGAGACAAUCCAAAGCAUACCAACAACAGCUGAUUCUGAGGCCUCGCCACCAGCAGAACAGCAAACACAAACAAGUUAAAUAUAAAUUUGACCAUAAUUGGUCUGAACAUGUCUCCUCAUGUGAUAUAUAGGCCCUAUUGGCCAAAAUCCAGCAAGUAUCUGCAGAAUUGGUUGUUUUGGUACUGGCCAUUGCAGUUAGGUUUGCAAAUGUAGUUCAAUAAUGUAUUUUAUUGAAAUCCGUGAAAAAAUGUAUUACAUGAGAUGUUGUUCUUUUAAAUAGUAAUUGUUGUACAUAUAGUAAAUAAACAUUUUUCAUCAUUUUUUAAAAGUGUGCUAC
This is a messenger RNA of Corythoichthys intestinalis (scribbled pipefish), 5624 nucleotides long. It is a transcript of the gene cfap65, whose product is annotated as cilia and flagella associated protein 65. NCBI's taxonomy places the organism in Eukaryota, Metazoa, Chordata, Actinopteri, Syngnathiformes, Syngnathidae. Gene Ontology annotation, biological process: sperm axoneme assembly. Gene Ontology annotation, cellular component: sperm flagellum; cytoplasm. The record is from RefSeq and is a predicted model, not a curated record. The transcript is spliced from 35 exons. Bases 135 to 5366 code for a protein of 1743 amino acids.